CUCUCUCUCUCUCUCUCUCCAUAUAGAUUUGUAUACGUAAUACGAUUUUCUUCAAAUCGUCAUAUUGGUAUCUAAGUUAAUUUCGUAAUGUAUUCAUGUCUUUUGGGGAUCAAUCUUGUUCGAUUUUGAUGCGCUAAGACUGUUCAAAGGUAAAUUUUUGCUCUGGGAUUUGGAUGAUGCAAUUCACGGUUGUGUGAAUUCUGGUUAGGUGAUCCGUAAAACCCUAGCUGGAUCUCUCCUGUUUUUAAUCUGAUAUAUAUCAAUUUAGGGUUUUUUCUAGAUUUAUUAGGAGUUCUUGUUCCGGAUCUAUAACGUGGUUCUGAACCCAAUUGGGAUCGAGAGAGGUUUUUUAGGUUAGGUUUUGACUGGUAUAGAUGGCUUCAAAUCCUCCAUUUCAGGUGGAGGAUACUGACGAAGAUUUCUUUGAUAAAUUGGUCGAUGAUGACGAUGAUGAUUAUAAGGUCACUCCAUUAUCCUCAGAAACGACCAAAUUAGCUGAUGGGAACGAUUCUGAUGAUGCUAAAGCUUUUGCUAAUUUAGGUAUCAGUGAUGUUGGCACUGGACUCGAAGAUUUGGGGAAAGUAGGUGAAGCUUGUUCUUCCAUUGAUGGGGAUACCAAACAUGCGUCAACUGACACUUUUUUAGACCAUGGUCGUCCGUUGGUUUCUUCAAAUUCAUUUGCAUUUGAUAGCGUGAGUGAAGAACCCAAUACUGAGGUAGCUGGUUUGGAGGAGCCUUUGGAUUCUACAGCUAGUUGGGAUCAUGGAUCUGGAGGUGGUCCUGGUGUUAAGGAGGUGCAGUGGGCAGCUUUUGCUACUGAACCUGCUGAGAAUGAUGGUAAUGGGUUUGGAUCCUACAAUGAUUUUUUCACUGAAUUUGGAGAUAGUUCUGUGGAUCAAAUAGGGAAAGGAGGUAACUUGGUUAGUCGGGAACAGAAUGUUGUUAUGUCAGGAAGCAGCAAUGUAGUAGAUGAUUCCAUGCAUAGGAAGAAUGUUAAUGAUUACUCAAAUCAAUUUCAAGACGUCCAGACUUAUGCUUCGGCUGGGGAACAAAGUACAGAGGUCCAAGCUUAUGCUACAACUGGGGAACAAAGUACAGAUGGUCAAGAUCAAGAUCCAAACAGCAGCCAGUACUGGGAGAAUCUUUAUCCAGGAUGGAAGUAUGAUGCAAACACUGGGCAAUGGUAUCAAGUAAAUGAAGGUUAUGAUGAUGUACAAGGGGCUCAUGAUCCAAGUACUACUUCUGAGUGGACAGAGAAACCAGAGGUUUCUUAUUUGCAGCAACAAACAGUCCAAUCUGCUGUGGAGGCUGUAGCAGAGAAAGGCACGACUGGAAGUGUCACAACUUGGAAUCAAACUAAUGAGAGUUUAUCAUGGGAUGAGGCUUCACAAGAAAACAAUGGGUAUCCAUCAAAUAUGGUUUUCGAUCCCCAAUACCCUGGUUGGUAUUAUGACAUGAACACUCAAGAAUGGUGCUCUUUGGAUGCAUAUAAUUCUCAAACACAGGAGCAGGUGAACCAAAAUGGGUAUUCUGCAACUAGUACUUAUUAUGGUGGGCAGGAUCAGACAAAGAAGCAGUUACAGGUAGGAUCUGAAGGACAAGAUUACAAGUGGAAAGGGUCUUUGAGUAAUGUUGAACAGCAAAUGUGGCAACCUGCCCAGAACCAGGUUAAUCAAAAUGGGUUUUCUGCAACUGCAACUAACACUUACUAUGGGAAUGAUGAGAAAACGUUGGGAUCUCAAGUUUUUAGUAGUCAAGGACAAGAAUACAAGUGGAAUGGGUCUUAUAGUAAUGUUGAGCAACAAGGAUCAAGUAUGUGGCAGCCUGAUACUGUUGCCAAGAGUAGUGGUCCUAUGUCAGAUCCUACAGGCAACCAAAAUUCCCAUGGCACUAGUGAGUUCCCUGCCAUUUCUGGAGCCCAAUCCUUUGUUCCAAGUGGAAACUUUAACCAGACCACAUUCAAGCAAGGCGAGAUGAUGAAUAUCCCAAAAACCUAUGGCAGUAUGAACCAAUCAGGUUCAGGUUAUUCCCAACAAGUACAACCAUUUCACAGUGGUGGUCAGCAAGCAGGAAGGUCAUCAGCUGGCCGCCCUCCUCAUGCUUUGGUUACUUUUGGUUUUGGUGGAAAGCUAAUUGUGAUGAAAGACAAUGCUGCUGCUGCCCUCAUGAACACAUCCUAUGGAAGCCAGGAUUCAAAUGGUAGGUCAAUUUGUAUUCAUAGCAUGGCAGAAAUUUCCAGUGAUGUGUCGAGCAGUGGAGCAGAUUACUUUCAAAGUCUAGGUCGGCAGUCAUUUCCUGGUCCACUGGCUGGUGGAAAUGUUGGGGGUAAAGAGCUGAGUAAAUGGAUUGAUGAGAGGAUCACACACUCUGAAUCUUCUAACAUCAAUUACAGGGAUAGUCAAGUUCUGAGGCUGCUCCUUUCUUUACUCAAAAUAGCUUCGCAGCAUUAUGGGAAAUUGCGUUCUCCUUUUGGUACCGACUCCACAUCAAAGGAAAAUGAUGCUCCAGAAGUUGCUGUUGCUAGACUGUUUGCAUCUGUGAAGAAGAGCGGUGCAGAAUUCAAUUAUGGCCACUUCACCCACUGCCUGCAGCAAUUACCUUCGGAAAGAGAGACUCAGGCAACAGCCUCUGAAGUCCAAACUCUGCUGGUUUCUGGUAAAAAAAUAGAGGCUCUUCAAUGUGCACAAGAGGGUCAACUCUGGGGGCCAGCACUUGUUCUUGCUGCACAACUUGGUGAUCAGUUUUAUGUGGAUACUGUUAGAAAAAUGGCUCUUGGUCAUUUAGUAGCAGGGUCACCUUUGCGGACGUUGUGCCUACUUAUUGCGGGUCAACCUGCAGAUGCAUUUUCAACGGAGACUACUGGUGCUGUAAAUAUGUCUCAACAGGCUGAAGGUGGUGGUAAUUGUAUGAUUGAAGACUGGGAAGAGAAUUUGGCAGUGAUUACGGCUAACAGAACCAAAGAUGAUGAACUUGUCCUUAUCCAUCUUGGUGAUUGUUUGUGGAAGGAGAGGAGUAAUAUUAUGGCGGCACACAUUUGCUACUUAGUAGCAGAAGCAAACUUUGAGGCGUAUUCAGACACCGCUAGACUGUGUCUGAUCGGUGCUGAUCACUGGAAACAUCCCAGGACAUAUGCGAGUCCAGAAGCGAUUCAGAGAACUGAGGUGUAUGAAUAUGCAAAACUUCUGGGGAAUUCUCAGUUCACCCUGCUACCAUUUCAACCAUACAAGCUUGUAUAUGCUCACAUGUUGGCUGAAGUUGGAAGAGUGUCCGACGCAUUAAAGUACUGCCAGUCAGUAUCAAAAUCUUUAAAAACAGGACGAGCUCCUGAGGUAGAAUUAUGGAGACAAUUGGUUUCGUCUUUAGAGGACAGGAUAAAAACUCACCAACAGGGUGGAUUCUCUACAAACUUAGCUCCUGGUAAAUUAGUUGGUAAGCUGCUCAACCUUUUUGAUAGCACGGCACAUCGUGUAGUUGGGGGGCUGCCGCCACCUGUACCAUCAACAUCAGGUGGAGGUUUCGACCAUCAUCAUCAUCAUCAUCAGCAUCAGCCACCAUCACGGGGGGUAUCAACCAGUCAAUCAACAAUGGCAAUGUCGUCAUUAGUGGCGUCUGCAUCAAUGGAUCAGUGGUCAGACGACGGAAACAACAGAAAGAUAAUUCACAAUAGAAGUGUUUCAGAACCCGACUUCGGUCGAUCUCCUAGGCAGCAGCUUCAGGGUGGUGCUGACACAUCAUCAUCUUCAAAGGAAAACUCUGCUGAUUCACAAACUAAAUCAUCAUCUGCAUCUGCAUCUGCAUCUGCAUCUGGGAUGGGGAUUACUUCACGUUUUGGUCGCUUCGGUUUUGGAUCCCAGCUCUUUCAAAAGACCGUGGGAUUGGUUCUAAAGCCACGUGGUGGUGACAAACAGGCGAAAUUGGGCGAUACAAAUAAGUUUUAUUAUGACGAGAAACUUAAGAGAUGGGUAGAAGAAGGUGUUGAUCCGCCAGCAGAGGAAGCAGCCCUUCCACCACCACCAACAAUGGCAGCCUUCCAGAAUGGAACACCAGAAUACAACUUAAAGACUGCUUUAAAGAGUGAAGGCUCUCACUCUCACCUAAGCAAUGGGAGCUCAGAUUUCACAAGCCCAAUGCCCAUGCCCAUGGGAGGACACACUUCAGGAAUUCCACCACUUCCUGCCACCACCACCACCACCACCACCACCUCCAAUCAGUUCUCUGCACGUGGAAGGACUGGCGUUCGUGCAAGGUAUGUUGACACUUUCAACCAAGGUGGUGGAAACCCUACCAACUUGUUCCAGUCACCACCUCCUGCUUCAAACAUCAAACAAACUACAAACCCAAACCCAAACCCUAAGUUCUUUGUUCCCACAGCUUCAGCAUCAGCAUCAGCAGCCCAACAGUCAGUUGAGCCCUCUUCUGUUGAUACCACACAAACACAACCAAUAAUUCCUGAUUCCUUUUCUUCUGUAAACAACUACUCCUCAUUCCAAUCUUUUCCAAAUCCAUCUUCCAUGAAUGUGAUGGCCAAGCACAAGUUUGCAAGCAUGGAUAAUGUUUCAGAAGCCGGAACAGCAAAAUUCGCAAAUCAUGCCAUGUCACCUGCCUCACGAAGAACAGCUUCAUGGGGUUCUUUCUCAGACCAGGCCCAGAAACCAUCAUCAUUCAUGCCCAUGCCAAUGCCACGGGAAUCUGGUAUGAUGCAGUCCCACUCAUCCUCACAUAUCAUAGAUGAUGAGCUUCAGGAGGUGGAUCUUUAAGGGUGUAAAUAUACAUAUCUAUAUAUCUAUUACCCAACUUGGAGAUGUUUGUUAUAAAGAAAGAGACAGAGAGAGAGCAACAAGGUUAAGUUUUUUUUUUUUUUUUAUUAUAUAUAUUUUUUUAUUAUAAGGAUUUGUAUGUUGGAAGUGCAUGCAUCAUAUCAUGUACUUAGUUGUUUACUUGUACUUGUAGCGAGUGAUUGAAGUGAUAGGUUUUGUUAAAUUUUGGAGUGGUGGUUUGGUUUCUGCCUUGAUAACACCAGAAAGAAGGGAGACGGACCACCGCUGUACAUUACAGUAAGUACAUUACAGUUAAAACUUAAAAUUCCCUCCCUCCAGUUUCAAAUACUUCUUGGGGAAUCAAUCUGAUCCUAGCUAGUGUGCAAUAGUUUUUUUUCUUCUUUACUUUAUAUUUAUAUCACGUAGGGAUUUUGUGUUGCUUUUACAAAAUCUAGCAAAAGGUUAAUCACAAC
Molecule: messenger RNA, 5230 nt
Organism: Lactuca virosa
Lineage: Eukaryota; Viridiplantae; Streptophyta; Magnoliopsida; Asterales; Asteraceae
Source: the annotation of a GenBank genome assembly